AGAAGCUGCCCAAAACAUGCUUAUUGUUAUCGAGAAUUACAAGACACUUGGCGCCAGACUCUUCCAAAACUGGGAAGGUGAGAAGAUCACGGUGAAGAGGAUGAGAGAAACAGAACAGCGUCACUUGGAUGGUCCCCUGCAAGGAAAUAGAAGCUGUCCAAGGUGAGUCAGCACAGAGAAGCUGUUUGAGCAUUUGGCUGAGGCUCUAAGAGAGACGGGAAGAGGGAGCUGAUUAAUCCUACAGCCCCCCCCCAAUACCUCUCAGAAAAUGCAAGUGAUAAUGCGGGAUCACACGUCCAGUGCUCAUGUGGAGGAGCUGCUGAGGCAGUCUCAGAUGGAGUUACAGUGGAUCCAGGGACAGCUGGCCAUGAUCGCUGCCAGAAACAUACACCAUCACCACUUGCACACCAAGGGCAAGUCAAGAUAUGAAGUUUCAUCCCAGCAAGCUACCGGACUCUCAGUCUACAAUGUGAGCCGCUUACUUCGAUUGCUGGAGGAGAGAAACCGAGCUCUGAAGCUUGAAGUAGCCACGCUUCGCCAAGAGAAGCAGCAGUAUAGGAAACUGAAAGUAAAGCUCCAUGCUGCCUUGCAGGAGAAAAAUCGUCUGAACCUUGAGCUGAUCAAACACCACCUGAAGGCAUCCAAGUAUGACCAGGUGCGAUCAGAAUAUGACCAGCUGAGAGAGACCUUUGCUGUAGUGAGCCAGGAGAGAGACGUGGCCCAGCAGCAGAGGAGCCAACUCCAAGGCAAAGUGGAGAACCUGGAACAGGUUCUAAAGCAUAUGCACGAGGCUGUGGAGCUGAAGCAGCAGCUGCAGAUAGAGCAUGAGCAAGCCUUGGUGGCCCUUCACACCAAGCAGAAGGCGAUCAAUCAACUGCAAAAGGUUCAAGCUGACCAAGAGCAUGAGAAAGCAGUACACCUGUUAGAGAACAAUAAGGACAGAAUGUGUCAGGUCAAGGUUCGUGACCUGGAGCAGAAAUGCAGGUCACAGAGUGAACACUACCACCAGUUGUCCAAAGAGCUGCUGAAUUUCCGUUUGCAAUCAGAUACUGUGGACAUCCUUAAAAUUAAUCCCACUUCCGAAUCCCAGAUCCUCCUCUCGCCUGAGAAGGAACUCUCACAAGUCAUUGUUGGAUUUGAAGCCCAGCCAGAGGCAGGCGAUGAGAGCGCGGCAAACACGCUACUGAUCUCCGAGUUCUUGCCCUGCACACCACAGACUGGAGACAGAGAAAGACCAGAACUGCUGUCUGUCAAAUCCAGCACCGUGACAACGGACCGCCCCAGCAGCCCUCGACAGCUGACCCCCUCAGAGAUGGAGGAUGAGGCCAGCCCAUCACCCAGGUCCAAGCCUCGCUACACAGGCCAGGUCCGCCUUUGCACUGCCCGUUACAGUUAUAACCCUUACGAUGGACCAAACGAGCAUCCUGAAGCAGAACUCCCCCUUGUGGCUGGAAAGUAUCUGUAUGUGUAUGGAAACAUGGACGAUGAUGGCUUCUAUGAAGGGGAGCUGCUGGAUGGCCAGCGAGGACUUGUUCCUUCCAACUUCGUGGAAUUUGUCCAGGACAAGGAAAAACCAGCGAUUCAGUCUGGGGAAGGAGGGGAAGACCUGGGCCCACUGGACCAUGCACCCCUAGCCUUGAUGGCAGUGGAUGGAGGUGCCUCCCAGGAUGGCCUCCUGGGCUCAGCUAACGCCUUGGUUCCCUGUAGCAAUGGGACGGGGGGCCCCCUGGACCUUGAGGACCUGGCUGAAGACGUUGUGCCUUAUCCCCGAAAGAUCUCCUUGAUCAAGCAGCUGGCACGGAGCGUCAUUGUGGCCUGGGAGCCUCCACUAGUGCCUUUGGGCUGGGGGAACAUCUCUGGCUACAACGUGUUAGUAGACGGGGAGCUUCGUGCCAGUACAGUGUACGGUGGCCGGACCAAGUGUUUGCUGGAGAAGCUGGACCUGGACGGCUGCGUUCAUCGUGUGUCGGUGCAGAGUGUCACGGACCGGGGCUUGUCAGACGAGCUGCGCUGCACCUUGCUGGUGGGAGCCAACGUGGUGGUGGCGCCGUGCGGUCUGCGGGUGGAUGACAUCCAGCGUGACACUGCCGAGCUCUCCUGGUUGCCCAGCAACAGUAACUAUGGUCACACCGUGUUCUUGGACGGGGUAGAGCACGCAGUGGUAAAGCCAGGAAGGUAUAGACUACGCUUCCUCAACCUGAAGCCCCUGACAGUGUACAAAGUGACGGUGGUGGCACAGCCGCACCAGGUGCCAUGGCAACUGCCGCUGGAGCAGAGAGAGAGGAAAGAAGCUGGUGUGGAGUUCUGCACUCAGGCUGCAGGUCCAACACCAUAUUGCAGAACAGGCCCUCCCCAGCCUCCCCAGGAUGUACAGGUGCUCUGUGGGCAGGCUCCAGGGGUCCUACAGGUCCGCUGGAAGCCCCCUCUCCUCUCUCCCACAGGGACAUCUAAUGGGGCAAACGUCGUUGGCUACGCAGUCUGCACUAAAGGACAGAGGAUAGCUGAGGUGUUGUACCCAAUGGCAGACUAUGUUACUGUCGAGCUGACAAGGAUUCAGUGCCUGGAGGCCAGGGAAGUCAUCGUGAGGACGCUGUCAGUACAGGGAGAAUCCCAGGACUCCCAAGUCGCCGUCAUUCCAAACAACCUGCUCGUGCCUCUACCUGCACUUCCCCUGCCACCGCCAAUGCACCCCCAUGCAGGCCCCCCUCCACACCCUCAUCCUCAACCCCACCUCCAAUCCCCUCACCAUCCUCAUGCCACACCUCAACUUCCUGCUCUGCCCCAGGCACAUUCACAGCCACUCCCACCCCAUCCUUCACACCCUCAAUCCCAUGCCAGACUUGCUCAUCCAGGUGGACCCCCACACCCUCAGCCUCAGCACCUACAUCUUCAGCCUCACCCGCCCCACCAAGGUCCCAGGCCCCAGCACCAACUGCCUCUGCUACCCCACCCCCAACACCACCCUAUACCUCAGAGACCAGUAUGUGCCAGAGACCUGGAUGCCAAAGAGCAUGCGGCCCACCAUGGGGAAGCUAUUCCACCUGGCCAGCCUGGCUGGGACCCCACACGCUCUCCCUCUUCCCAGCCUCCUGUGCCCAUGCAAGGCCACACCCUCGAGGCCCCCCCCCCUGCCAAUCCACGCUCCCCGUCCCCCCAGAGGAUUCUUCCGCAGCCGGGCACGCUUAUCCCGGACACCGUGGCAAAAGCCAUCGCCAGAGAAGCAGCUCAGAGGGUGGCAGCAGAAAGCGGCAAGGGGGACAGGAGCCAGGGCAGAUACGGAGAGCAGGGUCAUUCAUUUCACCAGCAUCACUCUGAUGAGGAAGAGGAAGAUGAAGAAGGCUUUGCACGCAGCCGUCGGAGAGGACCCUCAGUUGAUGAGUUCCUCAGAGGCUCUGAGCUGGGGAGGCCGCCUCACUAUAGUCACAAUGAAGAUUAUCACAGCGAAAGCAGCCGGGGCUCUGACCUGUCUGACAUCAUGGAGGAGGAUGAGGAGGAGCUGUACUCUGAGAUGCAGCUGGAAGAGGGACGCCGACGCAACUCGCACAACACACCCAAGACAAACACUCCCGCUGGAGGCCGUCAUGACCGGGAGACCGGGAGAAGAAUUCAUCAUGGCGGUUCCCAGCCUCAGAGACGACCUCUAAUGGUCCCCUCCAUUGAGGUAACCUCUGAGAAUAACAGUGAGGGAAACCUCUCCCCCAUCACCGAGGAUGUUUACUAUGGCAGAGUAGCUCGGCACAGGACGUGGUCAUCCCGCAGGCACAUGGGCGGCACCAGGUCUCCCCAUGAUGGCUACAGGGAUCGGGAUCACUGCUCUCCCACGUACUAUGAUGAGUCAGAGCCCGAGGAGUCCUUCCGGAUCUUUGUGGCCCUCUUUCACUACGAUCCUCUGUCCAUGUCCCCCAACCCAGAUGCAGCUGAUGAGGAGCUGCCCUUCAAAGAGGGGCAGAUCAUUAGGGUGUACGGUGAUAAAGAUACAGAUGGGUUUUACAGAGGAGAAGUGAGGGGCAGGAUGGGGCUGAUCCCCUGUAACAUGGUGUCAGAGAUACGAGCGGAGGAUGAGGAGACCUUGGACCAGCUCAUCAAACAGGGCUUCCUGCCACUCAGCACCCCUGUGGACAGAAUAGAGCAGAACAGAAGAGGCCUCCGUCGAGAUCAGGCCUCAAGGAGGAUGGUGGCUCUGUACGACUACGACCCCCGAGAAAGCUCCCCUAAUAUUGAUGUCGAGGCUGAGCUGACCUUCUGUGCUGGUGACAUCAUGGCUGUCUUUGGAGAUAUUGAUGAAGAUGGAUUCUAUUAUGGUGAGAUCAACGGCCACCGUGGUCUGGUUCCCUCUAACUUCCUGGAAGAAGUGCCUGAUGACGUGGAGGUGUAUCUGACCGAUAUUCCAUCCCACUACCCCCAGGAAGAGCCUGCCAGCCGGCCCCCUGCCAACUCUUCCGCCACUGUCUCAGAGGGCAAACGGGUUACCACAGAAACCACCGACACGGUCGACAGCGACGCCACACCUGUCCGAGCGCCAUCCCCGAUUGUUCGGCCCCUCCUCCCAGGCACCAUGAGACCCCUCAGCCCUUCGAGGGGCCCCCGCCUCCCGCUUGACCCCCGGGACCCGCGGGACUCCCAAGAUCUGGCAAACAAGAAGAAGAAAGGACUACUUUCCAAGGGGAAGAAGCUGCUGAAGAGACUCUCCCCUGUGAAAUAAAACAAAAAAGCAUACAUGUACAAUACAUGCACAUGCUGGGCUCUGUAUAUUGCACCCAUACAAUCAACUCUGAUCCAACAACACAUGACAGAGAGGAUGUGAGCUUUGUCUCCUGGACUGCGUGAGCCUAUUUGAAUAUAACCAGUGAUACAAUUAUUCAUGUUUGGUGAUGGAUACAAAUCAGCUAAAUUAUGUACAGUGCAGUGCCAAAAUCAAGAGAGGUCACCUGCAGACACAAUAUUACUGUGAUGUAUUUUAAAUCAACGGAUGACUAAAAAAAACAAAAAACAAACAAACUAGGAUUUUCAUGACAUGUAUUUUUCUCUUUUCUUUAUCAUUAAUCAAAGGAACUAUACAUUUAUUUCAAGCAGGGUAGCUGUGAAAACAAAGCAUCUGGUCACAUCUAAGUUUCUAACAGGCUUUUUUCUCAGCAAAAAAAAACAUAAAUUUUUGUGGAGUAUUGAUGUCCCUACAAGGAAACACAGACCAUACUCCUCUCAAAUAGACUACACUGUUAUUGAGGCAUUCUGUGAAGUAAUGCUGGCUGCUAACACAAAAGGCUUUAUUCAGUGCAAUAUCAUGGAGAGGUGGUAGCAUAUGUGGGAAGAAAAGAAAACAUUUCCACUUGUACCUGUGAUUCAGCAGAGAUUUUUCUGUGAUGAAAGGAAUAAAAAAAAAGAAAGGAUAGCAGAUUGUCAACAGGGCAUUAACGUCAGAAACACAGAGCUUACCUGUCUCAGUGGCCUUUAUGAAAACGAUAUGAGCGUGACAUCCUCGUUUGAUUACAAGGUUGAUUUACACCAGGUUUUUUUUUGUUUCAAUGAUGGGUCGCUUGUGCUUUGUCAUUUUUGAAAAUUAAAUAAGAGCAGAAAUGUCUGUUGUUCUCACUGUCAAACUGUCAUGAAACGCCUAGUUCAAGACAAAAUUUUUGUGUCUGUCUUCCUAUUGCACAAAGGUGGGUGUUCUGUCAGAUGACUGGUAAAAGACAUGUUUUGUGUGCCUGUGUGUGUGUGUGUGUGUGUGUGUGUGUCAGGCAGUAUGUGACGCAUUCAUGUUUUGCACCUUUCAUGUUUCUUGUUCACUUAUGUUUUGUUUUUGUUUUUUGUUUUUCUGAAUGAGAGGCCAUGUAGUUAUUGGUCCUGUGAUCUAGUGAUGUGCUGCUACCUCCAUUGCCUGUGCACUGUUUUGUUGUCUCAUGUUGAUAUAGAGGGCCACGUUAAAGCAUCAUAGAAAUGACAAAAUCGAAAUGUCAAGGUGUGCAUUGUUCUCUGGUUCAUCUACCUGAGGUCUGUGGAGAGAAAUGCUAACUUAUUUAACUUAAACGUUUUGUAUCUGGUUACAUUUAUGCUCUACAUGACUUGUACUUACAGUACAUAAGGACUAUACCAUAAAAAGUUAACAUGUAACACAGAUUAUAUACAUUUAAAAGGGAAUCUGAUGCAGAACAUUUUUUUUACUUUAUUCCUAUGAUCUUGGAUAAUUGAACAAUUUAUGAAAUAAGCAGGCGUACUCAAAGCUUGAGUCUGGAGAGGACAGACACUAAUCAGUUAUGCCAAUAUUCUGUUGUUGCUCGAUUUAGUUUGUUGACUCACUGAAUGUUUUAUAUAUUUAUUCGUCUUCAAAAACAAACAAACCUAUUUGCAUAAUGCCACUAAAAGAUUUGUACCAGAAAAUGUAAUCAGAUCAGUAGAAACUACUUAACAUCCCGCAGGCUGCCACACUGACUGCCUAUUAAAUCAGUUUUUCAUUCAUUGUCAGUGUGAAAGCUCCAAAAAAUGUGUCUUGAUUACAAGACGGAUUAGGCUGCAUGGAGUGAGAAAAUAAAACUGAAUCUGGAUUAAGUGUUCUAUGUGAUUAGUGAAAUUAGAAGUCAGCAUUUCACUCACUGAAGUUUGAAUGCCCCCCCUAUAUUCAGUUCCAAUUUAAUUCAUAAAUGUUAUUUGAAAUGAUUCUCACAUUCAGCACAUAAUUUCAACUUUCACAUAUCCUAUUCAACCCUUGUAAUGUUUUUUGAUGGUUUUAACAUCCAGGUAAAUUGGAAAACCAGGAGAGCUUGGAGAGCUAAUCAAAUUCUAAAUGGAAACCCAAAAAUGCGACCCAAAAAUAAAAGACAAAAACAGAAAACCAAUCAAAAUCUUUUGUUUUCUCAUAGGUUUAUGAAAACAUAUUGACUUGAAAAAUAGAAACAUUUGCCACAGACAUUUUUUUUUUGCAUUUCUAAUCAGCUUUCUGAUUACACUGAAAAAAAUGAAUGAACUUCAAAGACAUUCAAACUGCAAUGCUAACCUUCCAUCUCCCUGAUCACAUAUAGUCACAUAAUUCAAAUGUAUUUAUCUCAAACACAACUCAACCCACUGCCCCACCUCAAUUGUUGGUUUUCGUUUGGUUUGUUGUUGUUUGCGUUAAUUAUGCAAGAUUAUAAUGUUAUAAGUUGGAAUUUCAUUUUUGAGCGCAAACAUUAACUUGGAUUACUGAGAGGAAGGGCGUGCAUUACUGUACCGACACUUUGUGUGCUGUGGAGAUGACUAAAAGUGCUCAAGAACUCAAUUACUAACUGGAGGGAUAGUAUGUCUCAUAGCUUUAAUAAUUUAAAAACUUCUCUCUCUGUUUAGUUUUAAAUAUCCAUUCUAUCCUAUUUCUCUCCAGUUGUCUGUUAUGUCAAGUUGCACUUGAAAGAUGAGUCAGAUAUGAGUUUAUUGUGUGAAACCGGGUUUGUCUCUUCAUUAUUUAUUAAUAUUAUUGAUUAAAUGCCAAGAGAGGGUUUGCCAAAAUGGAAUGUAAGAAAAGUUCGGCUGGCAAUAGGUUUACAUCUGAUUCUUUUUGUUCCAAAGCUGUUCAUGUAUAGUUUCUCAUUCAGUCUGAAAUACUAUAAUAUGUUGUCCCAAUACCAAAUCAUUCACUUGUGAAUGGGUGUAGUGUCUCUAAACGCUGUAGCUCUUUUGUACUUUGAUCCAUUUGUAGAUAAUUUAUAAAUGUUUCUACUUGAUUUUACGACAGCCUUUUUGUUAGUGCACUGAGAUUUCCUCUCCCUGUAAAAGACUGCGAGCAUUCUCCAUAGUGUCCUUUGAAAUCAGAUGUAUCAGUCCACCGUAUGUGCUUGCUUUGUGAAUCAAAGUUUAAAAAAGAAAAAAAAAAGAAAAAGACAAAUCAUUGGACAGUAUUUAUGGUGAUUAGUUAUGUGUGGGUGUGCAUGUGAAAAAAAUACAACUUUUAUAACCAAAUUAAAUUUGAUAUUUUUUAGAA
Messenger RNA from Siniperca chuatsi (mandarin fish), 7945 nucleotides. Its product is annotated as RIMS-binding protein 2-like. NCBI's taxonomy places the organism in Eukaryota, Metazoa, Chordata, Actinopteri, Centrarchiformes, Sinipercidae. Gene Ontology annotation, molecular function: protein binding. Gene Ontology annotation, biological process: neuromuscular synaptic transmission. The record is from RefSeq and is a predicted model, not a curated record.